This is a messenger RNA of Manacus vitellinus (golden-collared manakin), 1295 nucleotides long. It is a transcript of the gene MCAT, whose product is annotated as malonyl-CoA-acyl carrier protein transacylase. The transcript has 2 exons. The annotation marks the transcript as partial. Lineage: Eukaryota; Metazoa; Chordata; Aves; Passeriformes; Pipridae. The record is from RefSeq and is a predicted model, not a curated record. Gene Ontology annotation, molecular function: transferase activity.
CCAGCGCUGUACGCGGUGAAGGUGCGCGCCGAGGCCAUGCAGAAGGCGGCCGAGGCUGUUCCCAGCGGGAUGCUCUCGGUUAUGGGCCGGCCAGAGGCGAAUUACAAAUUUGCCUGCCUGGAAGCCCGCAAACACUGCGAGUCGCUGGGCAUUGAGAACCCCGUGUGCACGGUCUCCAACUACUUGUUCCCGGACAGCAGAGUCAUUGCAGGACACUUACAGGCUUUGGAGUAUUUGCAGCAGAAUGCCCGAAAAUACCAUUUUACCCGUACAAAAAUGCUCCCAGUCAGUGGGGCUUUUCAUACCAGACUUAUGGAACCAGCAGUAGAGCCUUUGGCCGAAGUCCUGAAAUCCAUCGAGAUCCAGAAGCCGCUGCUGUGUGUGUAUUCCAACGUGGAUGGCCGAAAGUACAUGCACUCCAAGCACAUCAGGAAGCUGUUAGUGAAGCAGGUGGUGUCACCUGUGUUGUGGGAACAGACCAUGCAUUCGGUGUACGAAAGGAAACAAGGAACAGAAUUCCCUUACACCUACGAGGUGGGGCCUGGGAAUCAACUGGGAGCCAUUCUCAGAAAAUGUAAUUUAAAGGCCUGGAAACAAUAUAAACACGUGGAUGCUCUGGAAGAUGAGGAAGCAGCAGAGACUUAAGUGACCUUUUGAAAAAAAUCCACGCAACUUGGGUUUUAUUUCUGGUUUAAAACUCUGUGCUCCCAAGAGAAGAAGUCUUAAACGUUCGUGGCUUCUCCUGAUGAAAAGAGCACCGUGUGCUUCAUUGCAAUGAACGUUUUCCUUCUCUGAGUGCCUCAGGUGUGGAAGGGGAGAGCAGAGUUUGGCUCUUCCAUCUGUGUUGGGACUGCAAAGCUGUCAGCAAACAGGCCAAAUAACAUUGUUUGGCCUCCAUCCUGCAAGCAUCUUUCCCUCUCUUUUUUUUUUUCCUUUUUUUUUUUACCUUUUAUUUUUUCUUUUCCAAUACCUUUUUUUUUUUUUUGCAUGGAUUCCAGUUAAAGUUGGUGGCCUUGGCUGUCUGGUGCAGGGAUCUUCUGCAUGAAUACAGGGGUGGAAAUGAGCUGAGUUGUGGAGGGCUCUCUCUGGGCUCGAGGGUGCAUUUAGAGGAUCCACCUGGUUGAUGUUCCUGUUUUGCAGCUCACCUGACUUGUGGGAUGUUCAUCUAUGUAAAAUCCUUUCAUUUUGUUCCCAUAUUUCCAGGCAGCAGCCGAGUAAUGCAGAUGUUAUUAGGAACGUGAUUUUCUUAAGGUUAAACUAUCAAUAAACUACGAAGCUUUUCUUGCUCUUUUCAA